Tetrahymena thermophila SB210 is the source of this 3651-nucleotide messenger RNA. RefSeq lists its product as hypothetical. The transcript has 10 exons. The record is from RefSeq and is a predicted model, not a curated record. NCBI's taxonomy places the organism in Eukaryota, Ciliophora, Oligohymenophorea, Hymenostomatida, Tetrahymenidae. Gene Ontology annotation, cellular component: trans-Golgi network.
UGCAUCUUUUAUUUAAUUAGUAAUUAAUAAAUAUCUUAAGAUUUACAUCAAAUAUAAAGCAUAUAAUACAUUAUAAUCAAUUAGAAUUUUAAGAAGAUAUAGCAAUCAUGGAGGAACAAGCUUAUUAAAUAGUUUAGCAGUACAAUAGCACUUAUUUAUAGCUAUCAAAUAUUCAAAAAAGCUUAGAUGAUCAUACACGAGUUACUAUUCAAUGUUAUCAAAUGGGAAAUAUGAAAUCUGAUUAAUUUAAAGAUUUUUUAAAGUUGUUAUAAGAGUCUUUCUAAUCACUUAAUAUUUCCUAGGAUAAUUUAAAAUUAAUUAAAACUAAACUAUCGCCAUAUUUAAAGCAAAAAGAAUGGAAUAAAAGUUUAAUGAAUUUGUAAUUUUAAGAUUAUGUCAUAUAAACUGAGUGGCCUGGAUACGAGUUGCACAUGAUUGCUGCAGGUGCAAUAGCGUUUUAUGAUUCUGACUCUAACGAUAUAAAUUAAUUUUAAGAAGAGUUUAUCAAACUUAAAAGCAGAGUAUCUUAAAGUCGUUAAACACUAAUGAAGCUCUUUAUUAUGGGUUCUAAAGAAAAAGAUAUCAGAGAGAUGGUUCCAUAUGAAACAUCAUUUUGCUUUCUUGAAGAUAUUGAAAUAGAAAGAGAAGCAAGCUAAAUAACUCUUUAAAAUUAAAUAUAAUAGAUUAUUGUUGAUAUUUCUAUCAAUUUUGCUCUCGAGUUAGAAAAACUUAAGUCAGAUCCUUAAAAUACUGUAAAAGUUCAUAUGAAAGAAGAAAAGGUGACUGAUUCUUCUAAGCUUAAGAAAAGAAAAGAAGGAAGAGCUUUAAAAAUGAUGGGCGAUUACUGUAUGAUGUUGCUAUCAUUUGAAGAUGCAAUAGGUUACUAUUCAGAUGGUUUAAAGAUUCUUAAAAAAUGUGAAGAUUACUUAUGGAUAGCUUCUUGCUAAACAAGCUGCACAGCAAGAAUAUAUUACAAGUUCAAAAAUAAAUUAUUAAUAACAGCUUUAUCCGUUAAUGAUUUUGAGUAAGAAGUCUCUACAAGGAUGAAAGAAGCUAUGGAUUGCAUACUUAAAACUAAAUUUUCAAAUUUCUUUAUUGAAAUAGCAUUUAAAUAUAUGAAAGUUUUAUCUGAGUAUUAAUUUAAACUGUAAUUUAAUGAUAUGGCUUACUAUUUUGAAAUGAAUUAUACCUUAAAUGAUAAAGUGGAGUCUUCACAAUGCUUUUAGUCUAUUGCUGGUAUGUACAAAUAACUUGGUAUGCUUAGAAAAUAUGGUUUCUAUCUAAGAAAAGCUGCCUUGCUGAUUAACAAAUAUAAUUCAAAUGUUUGUUAAAAAUUAAUGAGUAUAGCUGCUAAAUAUUAUAAAUUUUAUGAGUUAAGUCCUUUUGGAGAAGGAAAAAAGAGUGAAUAAUUUUGGCUCAAAAUUUAAAUGGCAUUUUUAUUUGAGUUUAUAGAGUGUCUUGCUGAUUAACCUAAGCUGAAAAAUUAAGUUUAAAAGCAUAUCAUUAAUGUAUUUACUGAUUUAAAUAAAUAAGACAAGGAGAGAAUUUAUUUGUCUUUAAGAAAUGAGUGUCCCUAUACUCCUAAUUAUAGUUACUUUAUUUUUGAGCAUCUUCCAGUUGUUAAAAAAGUUGACAUAAUCCCUUCUAAUCAAUUAAUUAGACCUAACGAAUAAGAGAAAAAGGGUUUAUUUAUUUACAAUCCUUUUUAGAAAAAAAAUUUGUAGAAACUUAAAUUUCCUUCCGAUGAGCUGAUCAGUUUUAAAAUUACUUUGGUGAAUUCGUUUGGAUUUGAUUUGUAGAUUGACUGCAUUGUCUUUGAAGUUAGUGGUGUAGAAAUAUUAAAUUAUCCCAAUAAUAUAUUUGUGAGUAAGAAUCAUACAGAAUUUGUGAUAGAAUAAAAUAUAAAACCACUUAAAUCAGGUAAUUUGAGCAUCGAAGCAAUCAAAUUUAGAUGCUUUAACACUGUUUAUGAGCAUUGCAUUGACGAAAGAGGUUUCGGAUUGAUUUACCUUUAAAAACACUAAGAUAAAAUUAACCUGUAAAACAACUAAAAAAAAGUUUAAUAUGAUUUGAAAAAUAUUGAGAUUUUUGAUAAGCUUCCUCAUCUCAACGCUGAACUGUUGGGAGAUAUCGAUUAAAAUGGAAAUAUUAUUUUUGAGAAAUCUCAAAAAAUAUAAUUCUAAAUAAACUUGAAAAACAUAGGAGACUUACCAGUAACUUAGCUAAAUAUUUCAGCAUGCAUUGAUUACAAUUAGCCACCAAUUUAGGAAUUUUAAUAUAGCUUUGAAGAAGUUGGUGAGGUUUCUAUAAACAAAAAUGAGAGUAUAACAUUGAUUUUUGUUGAGCAGAAUUCUAUUUUCAAGCAAAAAAAAGGAAAUUUUAAAGUACUAUAGUUACCUUAACUGAAGCAGUCUUCUUAUGAAGUUUCUUAAGUGACUUUUGUGGUAAGUUAUAUGGAAAACAGUAGCAGCAAGUUUAUCAAGGAAAUACACUUAAAAAAAAAUAUAACAGUAAAAGAGAGUAUUUUGAUUGACAGUAUGGAAAUAUAUGAAUAAAACUAAAAGAUUAUAGAAGAUUCAAGAGUUUAAAAUUAUUAUUUAAAUGAUUAUUUUUACGUACAAAUGACAUUCAUUAAAACAGACGAUAAUAUAAUUUCAUAGCAGCAAUAAUUGUAGUUUGGUGAAAGUACAUAAUAUAAUUAGAAUGAAAAUAAUAGUGGUGCCAUUCUAUUAUUCCCUUAAAACUCAAACAUAAUUGAUAAUUAAUUUACUUUAACUUUUUAUGAGAAAUAAAACAGCAUUGAUUAGUGCGACCUUUACUCAAACAAUAAAAGGGUCACAAAAAUAUUUAAGCUUCAGAAGGUUUAAAAGCUCAUUGAAGAGCAAGACGAAGAAGAUUAUGAUCCAUAGGAAUUUAUGCAAAAGAAAUUUAGAGAAAUAUUUUCAAUAAAAUGGAAGGAUGUUCAUAGAUACUCCGAAGGUUUGCUGCCUCUACCUUCUUUAGACACAGCUAACUUAAAAAAAAUCUUCUAGCAACCAAUUCAAAUAAAGACAAAUAUUAAAUUACUAAGUGAAGAAAGUUAAGUUUAAACUUAUUUGAAUGAGUACACAAUUACAUUUUGUGACAUGAAUCAGGUUGGCCUCUCAAACAACUUGUCAUGUGAGCUGAGGUUGGAUAAUAACAUCUAAGAAGGUUCUGAAGUUUUAUCAUUCUAAACAUAUUAUGUACUAGAUGGUAAAACCAGAUAUAACUUAAAUUUGAAUGACAUAAAAAUGAAUGACCAAAAUAAAGGAGAGCAUAAAGGUUAAUGCUUCUUUAAAAUAUAUGGCUAGCAACAUAAAAAACAUUUUAUUUUUUGCCUAACAAUACUUGACAAUAUCAAAAAUAUAAACUACAAUUUCUCAGAAAAUAUAAUGCUUUGAUAUUUUGUAAUUUAAGCUAAUGAUUUGUUAAAUAAAAAUAUUCAUUAAUAGGCUCUUUAAUCAAUUAAUUAGACAAGUUAAACAUUUCUAAAAAUUAGAAUUGCUUUCUUAAAAAAGCUAAACAGUAUUUUAAAUAUUUUUAACUUUUUUUGUUUAUAGGCAUUUAUAAAUAUUUAUUUACCCUUAAAAAAGUUAUCUUUUAAUCUUAUAAAAAAAAAUAUUUGAUUUA